GCGGAAGAAGAAGCAGUUCGGAGUUUUGCCCAUCGCUUGUAAGCUGGCGGUCCCCAAACCUCCAUGAAGUUUGCCAAUCUAAGAAGGCCCACCUCUGGUUCAAUGAGUGAUGGCAUUUGAGCAGACACCAAAAAAGGAUUGGUACAGCAUUUUGGGGGCAAACCCAUCUGCAAGUAUAUCAGACCUAAAACAAAAUUAUCAAAAACUCAUAUUGAUGUAUCAUCCGGAUAAACAAAGUGCAGACGUGCCAGCAGGAACAAUGGAGGAAUGUGUACAGAAGUUCAUUGAAAUUGAUCAGGCGUGGAAAAUUCUAGGGAAUGAAGAGACAAAAAAAGAGUAUGACCUGCGGCGGCACGAAGAUGAUCUAAGAAAUAUGGGACCAGUAGAUGCUCAAGUAUAUCUUGAAGAAAUGUCUUGGAACAAAGAUGAUCACUCUUUUUCUCUGAGUUGCCGCUGUGGUGGAAAAUACAGUGUUUCCGAGGAAGAAGUAGAAGAAGUUACCCUGGUUUCUUGUGAUACUUGUUCACUAAUUAUAGAACUGCUUCACUGCAGCUGAAACUGUUCGCCAAGUGGAAUCCUUUAACUGUAUAUGCAGGAAUGUUAAAGAGAGUCCAUUCCAACUUUCUCUAUUCAAACAACUAUAAGGUUGACCAAGAAAAGAUUCUUUUUUUGUAAGUUCUAUUAUUUGCAAAGAUAAUAUGCAAAUUCUACCCCAUAUUAGUAGAAAAUUUAGUUCUUUAUAUGUAUUUAUAAUUUGCAUUUACAGAGCACCAGAAAAGGGCUUUGAAUUAUAAAUUAUAUUUAGCAAAUUCCUAUUUGAGAACUUAUUAUUGAUUUCUUUAAUAAGCAUGUCUCCUUUUUUAAUGGUCACAAUAUCAUCAUAUUCUUUUUUAGUUACUAUGUUUUUAAGGUUACUGACAUUUCUAGUUGUCAGAGUUGUAGGCCUGUUAUAUAACUGUCUUAAAAUCUCAGGUCAUUAAAUUAGAAUCUUUGAGAAUAACAUGUGAGCCUAUUUCUCCCAUAAUGAAGCCUGAAUGUGGAUAUUCAUGAGGUCAUUUCAGAGUGAAUAAGGAAGGCAGAGAGGCAUCUGUAAAAAAGGAGGACAGCUUUGGAGUCAGAAGACUUGACUUCAGUCCUAGCACUGUAUUUUCAAAUUCUUCAUGUGGCUCUAUUAAAGGAAGUAAGCUUCCCGAACACUGCCAUCUUCAACUUUAAAUAUAGUUUAGGAAAUGGUAGCUUUAGGUUCAAAACAGGUGCUUUAUUUUUCUGUUUUAUUUCAGUGUAUUAAGAUAUAGUAUUAAUGCUUAUAUUUGGGAAUAAGGGACUAUUGCAUUGCUAGUAUGAUGAAAUGGAUCUUUAUAAUGUAUCGUUAUUGAUUACAGUAGACUCUAAAGAUUUUAUUUUUCUAUACAUUUAAUAUUCUGUGUAUAGUAUAAGUCAGAACUCAUUUAAAAAUUGAUUUAGAAAGGAAUCCUUUGUGGGUUCGUUGAAACCUUCUUAAUUUCAAAUAAGAGAGCCAAGCUUGUGACUUAGCAGCUUUUUAUUAGGCUGAACUCUUUGUAUUUGUUGUUGGUUUGGACAUAGAAGACUAGAUUUCUCCUGACUUGUAAAUGUAGCUAAAGUAUAAAGCAUCUUCCUGGGAGAUUUUCAUUAUACCUAUAAAACUACAAAUUUAAAAGUGAAGUUGUCAUCCAGGUUUCCCCCUAAAAUAUUUACAUCUCUCAUAAAAUUUAGAUGAUUUGUUUUGGAUUACUUUUAUCCAUAUGUUUUGAAUUAAUAUAGUAUAAAAAUUAUGGGACUUAUUCUUUAUACUUAAUAAUUAAAAAUCACAAACUGAAUAGCAAAUAGUUUAUUAGUGAAUACAUGGUUUCAGUGAAUAAUAAAUUCACUUGAACAGAAGACAGUCAUCAAAUGAAAAGACUAAAUCCGUAUUAAUCGUCAGAAGAUCUGUGGCCGUUAGGGCUGCCGCGUAGAAAUCCAAAAUCACUCAGAGGCCAAAUCUGUAAAAUCAGAAUGAUUGCAGAUAAUUAAUGUCAGUGAUGUUACGUCAUCAUCAUGUCCCUUUUUUUCAUUCAUCCCUUUUUCUGUGCCAUAUAGCUAAACACUUUCUCUUUAUUUUUCAUUCAAGAACAAAUUUCCUACAUCAUAACAGACUUUAAAAAGUAAAUUUCUAUGUGUGUAUUUAAACUCUAACACGGGUUUGAACUGCGUGGGUACGCUUAUAUAUGCAGAAGUUUUUCAAUUAAUACACAGCUGACCCUCUGUGUGCCCAGGUUUCUAACAGUGAAUUAAAAGCAGUACUUUUGACCCAUGUUUAGGAAUUCGUGGAUGCAAAGGGCCAACUGUAUGCAUUGUUUCAUGUGACUUUGUAAUGUAUCAGGGACUUGAGUGUCCACAGGUUUGGUGUCUGCAGGCUCCCUGGAACAAACCCCAGAUGCUACAGAUGAGUUUGGGGCGGGGAGUCAAAAGUUAUACAAGACUUGCAACUGCAUGGGGGUCAGAGCCCCUAACUUCCACAUUAUGUGAGUGUCAACUAUAUAUACGUGUGAAUGUGUGUGCCUGUGUUUCCUUUUAAUUUUUUAAAGUUAACGGUAAACCUAAGUACUUGAAUAUAUGCUUAAGUGUAAAGAAUCCUGUAAAUGAUCCCCAAAUGUUGUCUAUUUUUCUCCUUACUGAUUGUGACAAAAAGGAGAAGCCAGUGAAAAUAAUCUUUCCUAAGAGCCAUAUAUUGACUACAGCUGGGAUAAGUCCGUUCCUCACUGUGCUUCACUGGGCUGCCCAGUUAACGAUGCAUUAACGAUGGUUUGCCUCCAGACUGCUCCUCUGCAAAUGCGUCUGAACACAGUCUGUAAAGGAUGUGUGAGACAGAGAUGUCUGGACAUUCAAAGUAAAGGCUUCUUAUGCUACAAUACAACUAAGAUAGUUUGAAUGUUAUUAUGCCAACAGAAAAGUUCUUGAUUACCUGUCUCUAUGGGAAGAAGGGGUAAUAGUUAUAGGUGUAGGCCAACAUUUUCGUAACUGUUACUGCAACAGUUAAAUCCACCAACAGCCUGAAAACCUCAAAGUUCAUUUUGAAAGAAACUUGACCCGCAGCUCGGAGAAGCAAGCCUACAUUUUAAGCCAAAAACAGUACCUUAAAGAAGAUUCGUCCUCUUAUUAGUCCAUAUGGAAUAGGCCCAUAGUACCUGGAAUCUGUAGAAUUCUGUAGAUUAUCACCUUCUAACCAAACGUGACCUGUUGGAACCUGGAAUUAAAGAAAGCAGCCCUUUUAAAAUGGAAAAAACAGAUGUGGGUACCACUAUAAAUAAAAGUAUUUCUUGUGCGGGUAGGGAGAAAUAUCCUAAAGUUCUCUUUCAUAAAAUACAUGUAAACCCUAUGAUUUCAUUUUUGUGCAAUAAAAUAACUUUUAUUAAAUAUAA
This is a messenger RNA of Phyllostomus hastatus (greater spear-nosed bat), 3419 nucleotides long. It is a transcript of the gene DNAJC24, whose product is annotated as DnaJ heat shock protein family (Hsp40) member C24. Gene Ontology annotation, biological process: positive regulation of ATP-dependent activity. Lineage: Eukaryota; Metazoa; Chordata; Mammalia; Chiroptera; Phyllostomidae. The record is from RefSeq and is a predicted model, not a curated record. The coding region runs from base 110 to 556 and encodes 148 amino acids. The transcript is spliced from 5 exons. Gene Ontology annotation, molecular function: ferrous iron binding; ATPase activator activity.